Arctia plantaginis is the source of this 546-nucleotide messenger RNA. The record is from the annotation of a GenBank genome assembly. NCBI's taxonomy places the organism in Eukaryota, Metazoa, Arthropoda, Insecta, Lepidoptera, Erebidae.
AUGUGGGUUGUUCGCACGGGAGAACCAGAGCCGAGUUGUUCCCUAACGCUGCACAAGUAUGUGGAGGAGUUUCCCGGCCUCAUACACUUCAUCUACGUAGAUCGCACCACGGGAAGGUUUCUCGCUCCCGACAUGGCCGACGCCGCAGAUAUGCUGACGCCGGACACCGUGAGGCGCGCGAUGGCCCGCACGUUGGCGACGGCGCACUCGGGCUACAGCGGCGGCACGUGGCGGCGCGGCGCGCUGCACGGCUGCUCGCUGCUCUGGUGGGAGCGGCGCGGCGCUGCCGUGCGGGCGGCGCGCGUGCCCAGCCCCGCGCUCGUACGCGCGCUGCCCCCGCCCGGCGACAUACAGGGCGCUUUCUACAAGCAACUGCUAGAGAUGGUGUUUCCGGGCGAAACUCGUGAUGUGUCUAUUAAAGAGCUGAUUUGCAUACACCUUGGUCUGGUGCCUGCCUCUACAGCAGUUCAACAAUCGCGUCGAUUGAUACAUUUGGUCAAUGAACUAGCAGGGGACACGCCAGCUGGGGCCGCCGACCUACUGUGA